CAGUCAAUUUUUUUCAUGCAAAGCGAGACGAUGAUUCGGAUUUGAAUUACGAAAGAAAAUUGCUCGGCAAGUGAAAUGGAUAACAAGGACUUUCUGACUGUGACUGAUUACAAACGACACGCCAUCGAGCACAUAGAGAAACCAUUUCUUGACUUUCUUCAACUUGGAAGCGGUGCCAAUAUAUCGGUCAAUGCCAACGAAAAUGCAUAUUCCCAAUAUCGAAUUCGACCAAGGUGUCUCAGGAAUGUUAUGACUCGCGACCUGAGUGUAACAGUGUUCGGCCAAACGUUUCCAAUGCCAAUUGGCCUAUCACCAACAGCUAGACAGAAACGAUGGACAUCGGAAGGUGAAGUUUCUACAGUAAAAGCCGCUGCUGCUUCGAAUACUCUAAUGAUUUUGAGUGGAGCAUCGAGUGUGUUACUCGAAGAUGUAGCCGCUGCAGCACCAGCUGGUGCUAUUCUUUGGAUGCAAAUGUUCUUUUAUCAGGAUCGGUCCAUAACUGAAGACUUAGUGAGACGAGCCGAAAAGUCAGGCUAUCGGGCUAUCGUUGUUUCGGUGGAUGCUCCCGGUGUUGCUGAAGGGAAAUUAAGAUACGAAAAUCGACGGAAUCAAUACAAUGAACCGAUUCCGAUGAUCAAUUAUGUUCGAUACGAGCAUCUUGGCGAAGGAACAGAUGACGCAAGCGAUUUGUCGUGGUCAGAUGUCGAUUGGAUUGUUAGCCUAACAAAGUUGCCAGUUAUAUUAAAGGGAAUUGUUACUGCUGAAGAUGCAAUUUUAGCCGCCAAUCAUGGAGCUAAGGGAGUUUUAGUUUCGAAUCAUGGUGGCCGACAAUUAGACAGUGUUCCAGCUACCCUGGAAGCACUACCCGAAAUUGUGGAAGCUGUUGGCGAUAGAAUUGAAGUUUUUCUUGAUGGAGGUGUUCGUAGUGGCACCGAUGUCUUUAAGGGUCUAGCUCUUGGAGCUAAAAUGGUAUUCGUUGGACGUCCGAUUUGCUGGGGAUUGUUUAAGAAUGGAGAGGAAGGUGCAAAAGCCGUUAUUGAAUUGUUGCGUAAAGAGCUGGAUGUUGUAAUGGCUUUUUCUGGGUGCAGUUCAUUGAAGGAAAUAACGAAAUCGCAUGUGAAGCUAGCUGCAGAUUACUAUCGGUAAACAACUCUAAACUGAUUGUAAACGUAUGGCGGAUUUUCUAAACGAGAAAUACUACGUCGUGCUUUCAAUAAAAGUCUGAAGCAUUCGCAUCAUGUCCAGCUCCAAUGUGAGUUGCGGUCUUCAA
Bradysia coprophila is the source of this 1270-nucleotide messenger RNA. RefSeq names its product 2-Hydroxyacid oxidase 1-like. The record is from RefSeq and is a predicted model, not a curated record. Gene Ontology annotation, cellular component: peroxisomal matrix. NCBI's taxonomy places the organism in Eukaryota, Metazoa, Arthropoda, Insecta, Diptera, Sciaridae. Gene Ontology annotation, molecular function: (S)-2-hydroxy-acid oxidase activity; FMN binding. Gene Ontology annotation, biological process: fatty acid alpha-oxidation.